Molecule: messenger RNA, 1056 nt
Organism: Quercus robur (English oak)
Lineage: Eukaryota; Viridiplantae; Streptophyta; Magnoliopsida; Fagales; Fagaceae
Exons: 3
Coding region: 1-1056 (351 amino acids)
Source: RefSeq, a predicted model, not a curated record
AUGCGAGGUGAGUGGAAUGGAUUAAAAGCUUUGGUUUCAAAUGAUUGUCCAUAUGCUUACUACAUUCAUUGUUUUGCACAUCGCUUGCAAUUAGCAUUAGUGGCAGCAUCAAAAGAAGUUAUUCUUGUUCAAAGUUUUUUUAAUAGAUUAUCAUCUAUUGUCAAUGUUGUUGGUGCUUCAUGCAAGCGUACUGAGCAACUGAAAAAAGCUUAUGCUGAUCAAAUUGCAUAUUUUGUUGAAAUUGGUGAGCUUGAAACUGGAAGAGGACUUACUCAGAUUAGCACAUUACAAUGGGCUGGAGAUAUUCGUUGGGGUUCUCACUUGAGAUCAAUUUCUAGCUUGGUAAAUAUAUUUAGUCCAACAUGUGAAAUUUUACUUAAGAUCAUCAAGGAAGGAAAUACUACUUCCCAACGAGAAGCAGCAUACUUAUGUUAUCAUGCUAUGAUUUCUUUUGAAUUUGUGUUCAUUUUGCAUCUCAUGAAAGAAAUUAUGAAGAUCAUUGAUGCACUUUGUCAAGCUUUGCAGUGUCAGUCUCGAGACAUUUUAAAUGCGAUGAAUUUUGUUUCAUCCACUGAAGCACUUAUUCAAAAAUUCAGAGAUGAAGAGUGGGAUAAUUUACUUACCACUGUGAAAUCAUUUUGUGAGGCACGUGAUAUAGAUGUCCCAGAUAUGAAUGCUCGUUAUGUUGAGAGAGGAGGUCUAGCUCGUUAUCAACAAGAUGACUUCACAAUUGAGCAUCAUUAUCGGUUUAGUAAGCAUGCGGUGGAAUUGCUUGAUCUUGGUUCAGCUCUUGAUCCUAAAGAGGCACGUGAGUCCUUUAGAAGUAUAGACAUUUUGUUGUUAGUAAGCAAGUUUUAUCCGAAAGACUUCACAAAUCAAGAAAUGAUACAUUUAAAGGUAGAAGUUGAUCAUUAUGAGCACAAUGUAGUUCGGCAUCCAGACUUCAAGAAGCUAUCAAUUUCUAUUGCAACUACAGAGCGAGCAUUUUCAGCCAUGAAUAUUAUCAAGAAUAGGCUUCGUAACAAGAUGGAAGAUGAUUUUCUAAUGACUCUAUGA